This is a messenger RNA of Prunus persica (peach), 1576 nucleotides long. Its product is annotated as OTU domain-containing protein 6B. Lineage: Eukaryota; Viridiplantae; Streptophyta; Magnoliopsida; Rosales; Rosaceae. The transcript is spliced from 2 exons. Gene Ontology annotation, molecular function: cysteine-type deubiquitinase activity. Gene Ontology annotation, biological process: protein deubiquitination. The record is from RefSeq and is a predicted model, not a curated record. The coding region runs from base 362 to 1384 and encodes 340 amino acids.
CGUUCUACCUAUCAGCUAAAAUAAAUUAGGAAUUUCAAGUUCGUAGUCUCGGCAUGAUAUUCAAGCACCCAAACCGUUGGUUCACAUCCUUGAACCGAAACAGAGUUUUAAUUGUCAAAUGGUUGGAUUGCACUUGGUUAGACUUACAGGUUCCAUGGGUGUGGAAUUUGAUUAUCUCAGUUUGGGUUAGUAUAUUUUAAGUUGUUUAUUGUAUCCCUUGGACUUUAAGUGAAGUUCCUUGUAUAUGGUGGUCUUAUGUUUCAUGUUUGGAUUUGGUUUAGUCAUGAAAAUUGAAAAUUUCUUACUUUCUGCUUUUAUUAGAUGUUGGGUUAGGCCUGGGUUUAGAAAAGUUUGAAACUUUAUGAUCUUCUUGAUGGACAUAAUACUAUUAUUGUUCAAAGUGGCUUUCAGGAUUGCUCAAAUGGAGGAUGCCCAAGAAGUAUCUGAAACAAUGUCAGACAAAUCAUCUGAAAAUACACAGGAAACUCGUGAUGAAAUGCUUUCGAGGCACAGGAAAGAGAUAUCAAAACUUCAGGACAAGGAAAUUGAAAUGAAGAAGGCAGCUGCCAAAGGUAGCAAGGCCGAACAAAAAGCUAAGAAAAAGCAGGUGGAGGAAGAGAUUUCUCGGCUUUCUGCUAAGCUUAAAGAAAAACAUGCUCAAGAACUUGCUUCGUUAGGCUAUAGCACUAGUAAUGGAACUCAGAAAGCAAAACUUGACAAUUUAGUGAAAGCCAUAGCUGGUGUUUCUGUCACCAGUCAACCUGACCAAGCAAAGCCCAGCAAGAGUUCAAAGAGGCGGGAGAAAAGAGCUCAGCAAGAUGCAGCUAGGGAGCAAAGAAUUCAAGAAGAGCAGAGCAACCUUGUAAGUGAUCGAAUGAUUGAGAAUGAGAAGCUAGAAAAAAAGCUUGAACCCCUUGGUUUGACCAUUAAUGAAAUAAAGCCCGAUGGUCAUUGCCUCUACCGAGCUAUCCAGGAUCAGCUGGCCCAUCUUUCCGGAGGUUCAUCACCUCACACGUACCAAGAGCUUCGAGAAAUGGUGGCUGCUUAUAUGAGGAAGCAUGCAUCUGAUUUUCUCCCAUUUUUUUUGUCAGAGAAUCCGGUAGAUGGAGAUUCUGAGGAUUCACUUGCAGAGAGGUUUGAGAAUUACUGUAAAGAAGUAGAGUCAACAGCGGCAUGGGGAGGGCAGCUAGAGCUUGGUGCUUUAACUCACUGCCUUAAAAAGCAUAUCAUGAUAUACUCAGGAUCCUUCCCUGAUGUGGAGAUGGGCAAGGAGUACAAAUCAGAUAGCAGCAGUACGGAUUCUUCUGAUUCGAGUAUUAUGUUGUCAUACCAUAAGCAUGCAUUUGGGCUUGGUGAGCACUAUAAUUCUGUGGUUCGAAUAUGAUCAUCGAAUAGCCGGCGCAACCACAAUGCAAACACACUUGGUUUGCUCAUCACUUGGUUUGUAACUUGUGGUGUGAACAAGCACUUUUUGAGCUCUAAACUAAUUAUUGAUACUACACUAGACAGUGGUUAUAUUCAGAUUGGUUUUCCUUAAAAGUUUUCUACAUCUUCUGGACUAAGUUUUGUAGUCAAA